Messenger RNA from Adineta ricciae, 1332 nucleotides. The record is from the annotation of a GenBank genome assembly. NCBI's taxonomy places the organism in Eukaryota, Metazoa, Rotifera, Eurotatoria, Adinetida, Adinetidae.
AUGAUGUCUCUGUCGACUAUUAGAUCAUAUUUCACGAACCGUCGUACUGAAAAUCUCGAUGGAGUUUCACAAUCAAUAGCUGGACAAAAUUCACUUUGGGUACCUUGUCUGGCUGCUGCUUGUCUCGGUGGUGUCUUGUUCAUAAUUGCUGCAGUGGUUGUGCUCGGGUUGAUUCCGGUGUAUUUGCCAGCAAAAGGUACUGGCGUAAAUGUUAGUACGAAUAACAAAGUGAGAUUACUUACUGCAUCGUUUGCUACCAAUAUUGACGACGAUGGAUCAUCAGUUCAACUAACAAACUAUGAUUCGUUAACUCAACAAUUCAAUGACUAUCUUGGUUAUAAAAAGAAAGAAGUGACUGUUAUAAGUGCCAAUAUUAUGAGCACGACGACUCAAAAUCUAAAAAAAAGAAAGAAGAAACGUCAAACAAGCGAAUUAUCCUGUGACAAUACAGUACGUGGAAUCCGAGCUACUAGCAAAAGGAAGGCCAGGCUAUUUGUUACGUUUUUUCUUAACUCGUGCCCUGGGUCUCAAUGUAAAACUGAUAAAUGCAUUCAAAAAUGCUCAGGCAGUAUUCAAGCAACCAUUCAAUCAGUGUUCAGCUCGGGUUUGAUAUCACUGAAAAUUCAAUUAGCCAAUGGAACCACCAUCACAACACCACUUCGAAUUUGUUCUUUCAAUCAACCGGCCCCAGUAGCAACAGUUUCUACGUCAACGACAUCAGCAUCGUCAACAAUAACAACAAGUAGUCCCACCACCACUGGCCCGCCAACAACAACCGCCACUGGUCCGUCAACAACUGCAACUACGGAUACCAUCACCACCACUGGUCCCACAACCACACCUGUACCACCACAGAUACUAGUACAAGCACGGAUACCAGUACCACCACUGAUACCAGCACCACUACAGAUACUAGUACCACCACAGAUACUAGUACAAGCACGGAUACCAGCACCACCACGGACACUACUACCACCACCGACACCACCACAACCACCGACACUAGUACCACCACGGAUACGAGCACAACCACCGACACUAGUACCACCACGGAUACGAGCACCACCACGGACACUACUACCACCACCGACACCACCACAACCACCGACACUAGUACCACCACGGAUACGAGCACCACCACCGACACCACUACAACCACGGAUACUAGUACCACCACCGACACCACUACAACCACGGAUACUAGUACCACCACCGACACCACUACAACCACGGAUACUAGUACCACCACGGAUACUAGUACCACUACAGACACCACUACCACCACCGACACCACUACAACCACGGANAUAUUCAUUACAAUCCAAAGAAUAA